Messenger RNA from Suncus etruscus (white-toothed pygmy shrew), 1268 nucleotides. It is a transcript of the gene ERLIN2, whose product is annotated as ER lipid raft associated 2. Gene Ontology annotation, molecular function: cholesterol binding; ubiquitin protein ligase binding. Gene Ontology annotation, biological process: SREBP signaling pathway. The record is from RefSeq and is a predicted model, not a curated record. Gene Ontology annotation, cellular component: endoplasmic reticulum membrane; endoplasmic reticulum. Lineage: Eukaryota; Metazoa; Chordata; Mammalia; Eulipotyphla; Soricidae.
GGCCGGAAGUCGUCGUCGCGUGUGCGAAGGGGUGUGGCGGUUUCUGCGUUUUGGCCGGGGGUUCAGACGGGAUAAAGGUUUCCCCGAUGGCUCAGCUGGGAGCAAUUGUGGCCGUGGCUGUGAGUUUUUGUUGUGCAUCUAUCUUCUCAUCUGUGCACAAAAUUGAAGAGGGACAUAUUGGGGUAUAUUACAGGUAAGGUGAGAUAGGGGAAAACUCUCAGUUUCCUGGUUUCCAUCUCAUGCUCCCUUUCAUCACAUCGUAUAAAUCUGUGCAGGUAUACCUGGCUGCUGUGGUCUGACCCACACUCCAGACAGAUGAGGUGAAGAAUGUGCCUUGUGGGACUAGUGGUGGUGUGAUGAUCUACUUUGACAGAAUUGAAGUCGUGAACUUUCUGGUCCCAAAUGCAGUGUACGACAUAGUGAAGAACUACACUGCCGACUACGACAAGGCCCUUAUCUUCAACAAGAUCCAUCACGAGUGAACCAAUUCUGCAGUGUCCAUAACGCUUCAAGAGGUCUACAUUGAGCUGUUUGAUCAGAUUGAUGAGAACCUCAAAUUGGCUUUGCAGCAGGACCUGACCUCCAUGGCCCCGGGGGCUUCUGAUGCUGUUUUUAUCUUUCUCCAGGCCGUGCGGGUGACAAAACCCAACAUCCCAGAGUCGAUCCGCAGAAAUUAUGAGCUGAUGGAAAGCGAAAAGACAAAGCUACUCAUUGCAGCCCAGAAACAGAAGGUGGUGGAAAAAGAAGCUGAGACAGAGCGGAAGAAGGCUCUCAUUGAGGCAGAAAAAGUGGCUCAAGUAGCAGAAAUCACCUACGGACAGAAGGUGAUGGAGAAGGAAACCGAGAAGAAGAUUUCAGAAUUGAAGGAUGCGGCAUUUCUGGCCCGGGAGAAGGCCAAGGCUGACGCUGAAUGCUAUACUGCGAUGAAAUUAGCUGAAGCGAAUAAGCUGAAGCUGACCCCUGAGUACCUGCAGCUAAUGAAGUACAAGGCCAUCGCUUCCAACAGUAAAAUUUACUUCGGGAAAGACAUCCCUACCAUGUUUGUGGAUGCUGCAGGUGCUCUGGGCAAGGAGUUUGAGGGGCUUGCUGACAAACUGGGCUUUGGUUUAGAAGAUGAGCCAUUGGAGACAGACACUGAUGAAAACUGAAAACAUUUUCUGUAACCUCAAAUGACACUUGAAGAAAUCUUUAUUUUUUAACUAUGAGCCAGGAUGCCCCUCCUUCCCACAGUACCCUCUCUGAUGCUCUUCCAACUGUGGUGCAAAAAG